This is a messenger RNA of Coccomyxa subellipsoidea C-169, 1113 nucleotides long. Its product is annotated as PaO-domain-containing protein. Lineage: Eukaryota; Viridiplantae; Chlorophyta; Trebouxiophyceae; Coccomyxaceae. Gene Ontology annotation, biological process: chlorophyll biosynthetic process. The transcript has 5 exons. Gene Ontology annotation, molecular function: chlorophyllide a oxygenase activity; 2 iron, 2 sulfur cluster binding. The record is from RefSeq and is a predicted model, not a curated record. Gene Ontology annotation, cellular component: chloroplast. The annotation marks the transcript as partial.
AGGAACAAGCAGCUGCAGUCAGACUUGGACCUGCCGGAGCAGCUGCAGGACUUCUGGUAUCCGGUGGCGUUCAGCUCGCAGCUGAAGGAUGGGGCCAUGGUGACAAUGGAGCUGUUUGGGAAGCCGUGGGUGCUGUUCAGGGACGCCCAGGGGCUGCCUUCCUGCGUCAAGGACGCCUGCGCGCACCGCGCCUGCCCACUUUCCCUGGGGUCGGUGGUGGAUGGGUGCAUUCAGUGCCCGUACCACGGCUGGCAGUACGACGGCAGCGGCAACUGCACCAAGAUGCCCUCCACCGCUUUCUGCAAGGGCAUCACCGUGUCCACGCUGCCCGUGUCCGAGUCCGAGGGCUUUGUGUGGGUCUGGCCCGGCCGCUCCGUGCCGGAGCACAACGUCCCCCAGCACGUUACGCGGCCCCCUGAUGGCUUCACCGUGCAUGCGGAGCUGAUACUGGAGGUUCCAGUGGAGCACGGCCUGCUGCUGGAGAACCUGUUGGAUCUGGCGCAUGCGCCGUUCACGCACACGAGCACGUUCGCCAAGGGGUGGCCUGUGCCGGACGUGGUGAAGUUUAACGCGGCGCGCAUGCUGGGCGGCAACUGGGAGCCCUAUCCCAUCGACAUGGCCUUUGAGCCCCCCUGCAUGGUCCUCUCCACCAUCGGACUAGCGCAGCCAGGGAAGAUAGAGCGGGGGGCGCGCGCGGCGAGUUGCAAGAACCACCUGCACCAGCUGCACGUGUGCCUGCCGGCCGGCCCCGGGCGCACGCGGCUGCUCUACCGCAUGUCCAUGGACUUCCUGCAGUGGACCAAGGCCGUCCCCGGCAUCCAGGCCUUCUGGGCUCACAUUGCUAAGCAGGUGAUGGGGGAGGACCUGGUGCUGGUGGCGGGGCAGCAGGACCGCAUGCUGCGCGGCGCGGACGUGUGGGCCAACCCGGUGGCCUACGACAAGCUCGGAGUCCGCUACCGGCGCUGGCGCAACAGCGUCGCGGCCGGCUCCUCCGCCGAGCGCGCGCAGGCCGAAGCCGAGCUGCGCCCCAUGUCCGCGGGGGAGCUCUUCCAUGUCCCGGACGACGGCUGCCAGCUCGGCGAGGUCUGCGAUGUCGGCGACCUGCAGCCCUGA